CCUGAGCUAUGGUGGAGGGAGUGGAACCUGCUGAGAGUAUAUGACACCACAUGUUUAGUGCCCAGCCUUCUCCAAAAGAGCUUCAGAUUGCAGCAUUUACAGUCUUUGUGGUGAGACUUUAAAGGAUCCCUCAAGUGAUCCGAGAACCGCUGGUCCUGGAGUAGACUGGACAUCUCACCUCUGGGUGUCCUUUUGAACCAAUGCUGUGUGAUAAACAGAAGCACAUAGGAGAGUCUGGAAGACACCAGGCUCACAGAUAGGCACAAGGCCCCACAUGCAGUGUGGAGCUCGUGCUAAGCCUUCACCAGUGGAAGUGGGUCCAUAGUGUACACACAGUGCCAGCUUCCUUCUUGGCGGAUAGCUGCUAAGCUCUUGCAACUGUCCUAGGGACAGAUCUGACUGAGGGCAUCAAGGGAGUGAAGAAAGGACAGGGAGAUAAGAAAAUAGCUGGAAGUCAGGUGGGCUGGGCUCUUUGAGGGAGAAGCUGUAGCACCCUGGAAGGUCAGCAUGUUUGUUACAGUUGAACAGGCAGGUGGGGUGGUUGCAAACAGUUCAACGUGGAGGCAGGGUUUAUGGUGUACCGCUGGGUGGAGGAGAUAGGUUUAGUUGCUGUAAGAGAGUGACUUAAGUAUCUGAGGGGAGACGUUUUCUGCACACAUGGACGAGAAGAAGACUUCCAUAUUCCUUUCUGAAGGAGUGGGUAUGGCUUUGCCAUUCCUCCACGAGUCUUAGGCUGUGGUUGUGCCUAUGUCAACAGCACACACAUUUACUUGGGGGUUUCUGCUACUUCCCACAGACUGCAAAGGAUUUGUGUGUUGGAGUAAUGUACCCCCUGACGGCGUGUCCUUCCCACAAAGUACACAGUAAUCUUACUUCAUGCUGCCUCUACUUUUACAACACCCUCAUUGUAGAGUUUGUGCUGUGUGGUGCCCCGGCAUUGGUGCUGAGCAGCAGGGACACCAUGCAGUGGAGGUGCGCUGGGAGAGCUCUAGCAGACCUCUGUGGAGCAGAGACCCCCUGCAUGCUACCAAGAUUGCACAUAACCCUUUUGUUUCUGAUGGUCCUGGCUUCUCAGGGAUUUGCAGAACUGUCAUGAACAGCUUCGUAUGCGGUCAGCAUUUCUGACAUCUAGACUAGGGGAUUAUGACGUGGCAGAAUGUACCACGUUCAGGGACUGAAUACACAGGUGGGAUAUAGAAGCGGACCACAGGUUGGGUUCACCCUCUAUCACCAUUCUGAUUGGAUGAGGGACAGGCAUGUCACAGCCAGCCACCAUCACAAACCCCAGCUGGUUCUCCUGGUUACAUUAGAACCUUAUGCCAUGCCCCGCUCAGGGCCCCAACUCUGUGCUACAUUUAAGUCUGCAAACUUCAAUUGUUGCUCAUCUCUUAGCUAAGCUGUUGGAUACAUGUUGUCCUCUAACCCUGAAUUGUUCAAAACAUUGCCACAGCCAAGUAGUUGAGGGUCUGGUAGAAUUGAGCCAGUCUCAGUCACUCAGGGUGGCUGGGAGCUGAAAGUGACUUGGUCUUCCGUAUUCUCCCCACCCCGUUUUCUGGGAGCUGGUGACUCAUGCUUGCAUUUUUCCCAGCUUCUCUGCUUUCUCCUGCAGGUGCCUGAUUGGGCCCAGAAAUGGGAUGCCAAGCCUCCACGAGGAGCGCCUCUUUGAGCUGCUGCUGUGACAGCAAGUGACUAAGCUGCCAGAGGAUGUCCACUACAGCGGCUGCCCCCACGGGGAUCCCGGCAGUCCCGGGCCCUGUGAACCCUCCCCCACCUGAGGUCUCCAACCCCAGCAAGCCCGGCCGAAAGACUAACCAACUGCAGUACAUGCAGAAUGUGGUGGUGAAGACACUCUGGAAACAUCAGUUUGCCUGGCCUUUCUACCAGCCUGUGGAUGCAAUCAAGCUGAACCUGCCUGAUUAUCAUAAAAUAAUAAAAAACCCAAUGGACAUGGGGACUAUCAAGAAGAGACUAGAAAAUAAUUAUUAUUGGAGUGCCAGUGAGUGUAUGCAGGACUUCAACACCAUGUUUACAAACUGUUAUAUUUAUAAUAAGCCCACAGAUGAUAUAGUGCUAAUGGCCCAGGCCUUAGAGAAAAUCUUUCUGCAGAAAGUGGCCCAGAUGCCUCAGGAGGAAGUUGAACUAUUGCCCCCUGCUCCAAAGGGCAAAGGCCGGAAGCCAGCUGCAGGAGCCCAAAAUGCAGGUUCACAACAAGUGGCAGCUGUGUCUUCGGUCUCCCCAGCAACCCCCUUCCAGAACAUGCCCCCCACCGUAUCCCAGACACCCGUCAUUGCCGCCACCCCUGUACCAACCAUCACUGCAAACGUCACGUCAGUUCCAGUCCCCCCACCCGCUGCACCACCUCCUCCUGCGACACCCAUCGUCCCUGUGGUCCCUCCCACACCGCCUGUAGUCAAGAAAAAGGGCGUGAAGCGGAAAGCAGACACAACCACACCCACAACAUCCGCCAUCACUGCCAGCCGGAGUGAGUCUCCCCCGCCACUUUCAGAGCCUAAGCAAGCCAAGGUAGUGGCCCGAAGGGAGAGCGGGGGCCGCCCCAUCAAACCUCCCAAGAAGGACCUGGAAGAUGGUGAGGUCCCACAGCACGCGGGUAAAAAGGGAAAACUGUCUGAGCACCUGCGGCACUGUGACAGCAUCCUCCGGGAGAUGCUGUCCAAGAAGCAUGCUGCCUAUGCGUGGCCCUUUUAUAAGCCAGUGGACGCGGAGGCGCUGGAGCUGCAUGACUACCAUGACAUCAUCAAGCACCCCAUGGACCUCAGCACGGUCAAAAGGAAGAUGGAUAGCCGAGAGUACCCAGACGCACAGGGCUUCGCUGCUGAUAUCCGGUUAAUGUUCUCGAAUUGUUAUAAGUACAACCCUCCAGACCACGAAGUGGUGGCCAUGGCCAGGAAGCUCCAGGAUGUGUUUGAGAUGAGGUUUGCCAAGAUGCCUGAUGAGCCCAUGGAGGCGCCUGCGCUGCCCGCUCCCACAGCCCCCAUCGCGAGCAAGGGGGCUGAGAGCAGCCGCAGUAGUGAGGAGAGCUCUUCAGAUUCAGGCAGCUCAGACUCAGAAGAGGAGCGAGCCACUCGGCUGGCUGAGCUGCAGGAGCAGACUGGCUGCGGAGCCUUCCAGGAUCAGCUGUUGAAUGUCUCCUCUGUGCAGCUAAAGGCCGUGCACGAACAGCUGGCUGCCUUGUCUCAGGCCCCAGUGAACAAACCAAAGAAGAAGAAGGAGAAGAAGGAAAAGGAAAAGAAGAAGAAAGACAAGGACAAAGACAAAGAGAAGGAGAAGCACAAGGCCAAGUCUGAGGAGGAGAAGAAGGCCAAGGCAGCCCCAGCAGCCAAGCAGGCCCAGCAGAAGAAGGCUCCCACCAAGAAGGCCAACAGCACAACCACAGCCAGCAGACAGCUCAAGAAGGGCGGCAAGCAGGCAUCUGCGUCCUAUGACUCAGAGGAGGAGGAGGAGGGCCUGCCCAUGAGCUAUGAUGAAAAGCGGCAACUUAGCCUGGACAUCAACCGGCUGCCCGGCGAGAAGCUGGGGCGUGUGGUGCACAUCAUUCAGUCUCGGGAGCCCUCGCUUCGGGACUCAAACCCAGACGAGAUUGAGAUUGACUUUGAGACCCUGAAACCAACCACGCUGCGGGAACUGGAGAGAUAUGUCAAGUCUUGUUUACAAAAAAAGCAGAGGAAACCAUUGUCAACAAGCGGGAAGAAGCAGGCAGCCAAAUCGAAAGAGGAGCUAGCUCAGGAGAAGAAAAAGGAGCUGGAGAGGCGGCUGCAGGAUGUCAGUGGACAACUGAACAGCAAAAAACCCACUAAGAAAGAGAAGUCCGGCUCAGCUCCCUCAGGAGGCCCGUCAAGGCUCAGCAGUAGCAGCUCCUCUGAGUCUGCAAGCAGUAGCUCCAGUGGAUCGAGCUCCGACAGCAGUGACUCAGAGUGAACUCGGACUGGGACAGAGCUGGACAGAUGGACGUGGUGCACGCCAACGCAGUGUCCCCUCCUAUGGUUAAUAUACUUUCGUUCCAUGGUGUGCAGGUUUUCUUUUACUUCAGUGUUAUGAUCUCUUCCAGCUGUGCUCCGGUAGGGCGGAGAGCCUCGCACGUGCACCAGACCCCAUGAGAGGGCCGAGCUCUGCGGGGGAAAUGCCUUUGCAGCUCCAUUUAGUUGUUUGGAGACUGCUCCUGGGAUGCUAACCUGAUGGCCAUAGACACGGUGGGCUGGAGGCGUGGCUGGACCUGCCCAAUCCCUCCUCAGGACCAGCCUCUCCCUUAGUAACUUGAAGGAAGCUUUGCAAGGGUGUCUCUCUGGAGCGGGUUCUGUGUUUGAAAGCUGUUAGAACACUAACCAGCAGGUUACUUCUCUCCACAGGGGCUGAAGACAGAUGUGUCAGCCCAUGGGAACCAGCCUGGGCCCUAGUGGAGGGUCCUGGUAGCUGCAGACCAGAGCCUCCCACCUCGGGGUUGGGUGUGGAGGAAGAGGGGUUCUGAGUUCCCUGGUCCUUUGGCUGUGUGUGCAGCGUGCAGAUUUCGGGACACCGAAACUUUUACCUCAACUUAAGGGAAUAAAAACAAACAAACAAAAAAAGAUUAAAAAACAAAAACAAAAACAAACCUUUUUUGUAAGUUCAUCCAUUUUCUACAGAAGUCCAGCCCAGAGUCCCCACUUUGCUAGUGCUGCCUGGCUGCCACCGCCUAACGCUCUGAACCACCGCCCCAGUUUUAUGUAUAUAUAAAUACUUUAUUUAUUAACAUCAUUGGUCAUUUUUUAAAAAAUGAAAAAGAAAAAAAAAGAAGAGAAAAACCCAUAAAUAAGUGCAUUGUGAGGAACAUGGAGAGGAUGCUGUCCUCUGCGACAGAGACAGGCCCGUGGCGGGGCGCCUCUGGUCCUGGUGCUCAUCAUGGCUGGCUUCUCUGAGCUCAUUGGCUGUUUGUUUUUUGUUUUUUUGUUUUUGUUUUUUUUUUUUUUUUUAAUGAAAUGUGGGGACUUUGCAAGCGUAGACGCCCUUCAGCUGUAGCACAUCUUCAUUUUAUGGUAUCUAUUCAGUUUUUUCUUACUAACUUCUGGUCUUUUAAAAGACAUCAACGGAGGAACCUCGGUUCUUCAACACAAGCUUUGUAUGUAAGCUGAGAGAAAAGUCAUGUAUAUCAGGCCUAGGUCUUGACAUUUAAUUUUCUAUUGUAAAAAGUAAUAAUAUACAGAGUUUAACAGAAGGUCCUGUUGGGUUUGUUGUUUUUGAGGCUGCCGAAUGGUUUUGGAAUGCAGGGUCAGCCUUGGAUUAUCUCUGAGCAUUGUGGCCUCAGCCAGGAGUGCACUGGCCAGUCUCCCAGGCCUGGAAGCACCUGCCACUGCAGUGUGCAGAGGCUCUCCUUGACCUUUCUACUUUUGACACGGGUCCCUGUUCAAGAAUUUCCAGUUAGCCCCAGAAAGAGACUGGUUCUCUUGACCCCCACCUGAGAGCGCCAAGUGCAGGGCCUUGUGUUGUGUAGUUUUACUUGGGCUGGGGGUGGUUCUUGCGGUUUCUUCCAUUGCUUCUAGGCAGAGCCAAGGACUCGUCCUCACCAUUCAUACAUGGGAGAUAUUUAAAGUUUCUAAAGUCGAUCCCACCAGCCCUCGAUGUGCACAGGCAGUGGGUGUCAAGCUCGGGAAGUGGCUGGCUGGCUGGCUGGCAUGUCUAGACGCCUGGUGAGUUAUCAGCCAGUUAAACGUGUAAGCCAGUUUUGUUUAUAAUAAAGAUAUAAGUGGAUUUUAAGGUUCCAUUUUUUUAAGGUUACCCUUGUUUUUCAAAGGUAUUUUUUAAACAGAUCUUUAAUAGAAUAUUUAAGCUGUGACUGUAAGAAAUAAACAAGAAUAAACUGACAGGCCUUCCUUCACAUGGGGUCUCAGUGGUGUGGCCUACCAUGACAGCUUGGCCAGUGUGCCUAGGCAGGGCACAUUGCCUGGGCAUGUGUAGAGUGAGUGCCCCUGUGAGCUGCUAGGCAAGCAGAGUCUGGCUCUGAGGUGAUGUCCCCACAGCAGGGUGGUAGUACAGAGCUGGGCAUGGGGUGGAGGUCUGGCAUUCCUGUGGCUGUGGUCCCUAGUAAGCAGCCUUGGUCAUUGGUGCUUUUAACUUUUUUUUCUUUUUGUCCAGACUUAAAUUGUUUUGUCUUCAGAGUUUUGGAGGACCCCGGUCCCCACAAUGCCAGGCUGCGGGGUAACUGCCAUCCCCUCCUGUGAGUUACAUGCGGGGACUUAGACUGUCCUGUGCAGAGGUGGAGGGCAGCUGUCUACAGGCUUCCUAGAGGUCACAUGCAGGGCUGGGGUGGCCACUUGGCAGAGUCCUUGUGGUUCAGACCUCCGCAGGCUAGGUAGCUCAGCUUGCUUACAGACUGGAGACAUUUUCUUGUGUGGUUUUCUGGGUUUUGUCCUUCUGCAGCUGUCAUGGCUUUACAGUCACUUGGGAAAUGCAAGCCACUGUUAAAGCUUUGUCCUGUUCAUCACUGUCCCUGCUCCUGGCAUAACACUUCCAGAGGCUUUCCUUUUUUUAUAUAUAUAUCUAUAUAUAUAUAUAUAUAUUUAAAACGUUUCUUUUCUGUAUGAUGUGCAUGCAAGUUUACCGUAACUUUUCUUAAAACUUUUUAGUGCCGUUUCUAGUAUAUUCCUGUAAAUGUCAGUUACUGAAAAUGAGUCCAUUGUAAGUAGUUUAGCUUGUUUUUUGCAAUGCCGGCCUCAACACCACAGAGUAAAAAAAAAAAAAAACAGUAGGAAGUACUCUGGUGUCUCGGGUAAUCAUGAACCUUUCUCCUAGGGUGUUUGUUUUGUUUUCAUAAUAAAAAGGGAAAGAAGAUUG
Molecule: messenger RNA, 6822 nt
Organism: Mus caroli (Ryukyu mouse)
Lineage: Eukaryota; Metazoa; Chordata; Mammalia; Rodentia; Muridae
Source: RefSeq, a predicted model, not a curated record